AUGAAAGGAGUUUCUAAAUUGAAAUAUAGGAUUGUGUAUUGUUCAGGAGAAGAUUAAGACUAUCCUGUGACUGAAUUACUCACUCAAUCGCCAUAAAGCAGGGGUUGGCAAGCACCAAAAUAUUGUGAAUAUCCAUAGGAAAUAGCAAUUUAAUUUGUUAGUGCAGCAAGAGUUCGACAGGUUCAAUUCUUGUCUCAUCAUUGCAAGAUAUCUACAAAAAUUGAACUAUAUGUUCACAUGCCAGAUAAGAAUAUACCUCCACAAUAUAAUCAAAUCAAAUAUAAGAAAUUAGGAUACUUAUCACUUGAUUCCAAUGAGAGAGGUGGAUAUCAAGCAAGAGAAUUAAAAAGUGUGUAUAUUGACACACCAUGUUUAUUCAUGAAAUUUGUAUUUCAAAAAUGCUUCGUGAACAAAUUUAAUCUCUUCAAUUAAAUUGGCGUUAUUGCUUUAUCCGUGUUUGGUGAACCUCUUGAUUCUCCUCCUGGAUAUGGGUAAAUGAAAUAAAAAGAAUUUUAUAAUGAAAUUUAAUUUGAAACAUAAUUUGAUCAAAAUACACUAGAAAGACUGCGAUUAUUAGAGGAAGCAAAAGACAAAGCUGUUUCGAGGGAAGAUUUCAUGGAAGCCAAGAGAAUUAAAGAAGCUAUUGAAAGAUUGAAAUAAAUAGGAGUUCAAUUAAGAACAUUAGAAGAAAGAAAGGCUGUUGCAAUAUAGAAUGAAGACUAUGAUUCAGCAAGUAUUAUCAAGUAGGAAAUAGAGAAGUUAAGGAAUGCUGUAGCGCCAGAUUCAAUGAUACGUAGACCAGAUAGUGCUGUAAUAUUAAAUAAAUUAAAUUAGUAAUAUUAAUAACCUGUGUAUUAGCCAUAAUAAUAAUACUAAUAGUAAUAAUAGUAAUAAUAAUAAUACUAUUAAUAAUAAUAUUAACCACCACCUGUUUAGUCUUAAAUGGCCUUUGUUCCCCCUUAUUAAGCACCUCCACCAAUGAUGCCUAUACAAGGAGAAGAAAUGAUUUCAUAAUCAUAGUUUGAGGAACAAAGAGCAGAUCCAUCAUAAAUGAGACAAAAACGAGUAGCAAAAGAAUUGAAUCAACAUCAUGAAGAUAUGAUCGUACCAGGUGCCCUAAGAAAGUAAAAUAACAACUAAUAUCCUGAUGAUGACAAAUAGUAAUAAUAAUAAUAUACAACCGAACCGUUAACAGGAGACAGUCUCUAAAAAGCUGAACCGUUAAUACCAAUUUUGACAGAGGAAUUCUGUUAAAAAAUAUUUAGCAAAUAAUGGGGAGCUAGAGAGGAUGGAUUAAAAUGGUUGGAAGAUUAGAUCGGUAGACCAACUUAAGUCAAUUCAUAGGAUCCCUCCAUCUUCUUUUUGAGUUCAAUAGCAUCUAUAAAUUAUACUUUGGGUGAUAAAGUUGCAGCUGUUUCAAUUAGAAGUUUAAGUGUAUUACAAUCUCUGCUUGCAAAAUACCCAAAAAUAAAAAUAAAUAAAAGUGCAGAAUUCAAUGAACAUAUUGAUGGGAUUUUAUAAUCUCUCAUGGAAAAGUUAGGCGAAUAAAGAAAGGAAUAAGCAGAAAAUGCAUUUUUACAAAUGGCAGAUCAUCCGUCUGUUGGUCCUGCUAUUUGUGUAUAGCAUUUAAUUAAAGGUUUUGUUGGGAAAUCUAAAUUGCAAAGCUCUACUAAACAUAUAGUGGGAAGAUUGGCUAUGUUGACAGAACUAGUGAAGAGAUAUGAAAUCAAUAAUGCUAAUAUGCCAUAUUAACCAAUUGUUGAUUUUGCUGUUAAAUUAUAAGAUGAUAAAAAUGAACCAAUUAGAACUUAAGCCAUCUUACUUCUGGUAGAAGUGUAUAAAUUUUCUGGGAAUAGACUUAAACAAUCUUUGACAAAUGUCAGAUAAGCCCAAUUAGAUGUGUUAGAAGAUUUCUUUAAUAAAAUAGAUGGAGGUGGGGAUGUUGAUGAUCAACCAUAAACUAAUUAAUAACGAGCAAUAAUUCAAACUAAUAUUGAAUCUUAAGGAGCCAAAAAGGGGAAUCAAAAUUAAACAUAGAAUUAAAAACCAUAGUAAUAAUAAAAAUAGCAAUAAUAAUAAUAAUAUGACUAAAAUAAUACAGCAAAAUGUGAUUAUUGUGAUAGAGUUAAUCCCUCCUUUAGAGAUCCAGAUCAAAUAGAUAAACACCUUUGGUCAGAAUGUCCUAUGUUAGUUACUUGUUCAUAAUGCGGAUAGGUUAUUGAAAUAGCUGAAUUAACUAAUCAUUUGUUGAGUGAAUGUGAUCAUAAAAGAAAGUUUAAGAGAUGUCCCAAGUGCAAAGAAGCUAUUCUAUUGAGUGGUUAUGAUAAACAUUUGGAAGAUUGCAGAGGCAGAAAUGACAACACAACAGUGAGAUGUCCUUUGUGUCAUUAAGAUUUGAAAUUGGAGAAGAAUACAUGGAAAAAUCAUUUGAUCAAACAAGGAUGUCUAAAUAAUGAAAGAACUGCUGGAUGACAUUAACAUUUAUCAAUUCUUACUCAAUAUUUAUUAAUUA
Paramecium tetraurelia is the source of this 2512-nucleotide messenger RNA. RefSeq lists its product as uncharacterized. The record is from RefSeq and is a predicted model, not a curated record. The transcript has 6 exons. Lineage: Eukaryota; Ciliophora; Oligohymenophorea; Peniculida; Parameciidae. Gene Ontology annotation, cellular component: cilium.